UGCUACUGUUGUUGGUUGGUUGGUCGUUUGCUUGUUUAUUAUCCAUUCACCCAAAAAAAACGAGGUCUCAGUUUGAGUAAAUAUUGUUUAACUGUAAAUCAAUUGAGAGACAAUCAACGAUGAUGACCUGAUUCAAAUAUCUGAUUAUUAGCUGUCAAAACUUGUGGUCAAUCCAUUUCAAAUUUAAUCAACCUUGUGAGCUUUACAAAUGGUUUUACAUUCAAAAUGUAAAAACCUGGUUCAAUUCAAAGACACUUUUGGUUUUCAUCCUUUGUAUUAUCUCAGUGUUAUAAAACUGGUCAAAUUUGGUAGAUUGUUUCAUUUUUGGUUUAAAGUUGCUUGGCUUUUGUAGCUUGGUUUUGGGUUUGGGUUACACAGUAAACACUGUUGAACAUUUAAUCUGGUAAAAAGGUUUUCAUUAGUUUUUUGAUUUACCUCAUUUUUUGUUGUUUUUUUGGUUCAGUUUUCAUGAUUCUCAUCGAAAUUAGUUUCUGUAAUUACAGAUAAAAUGGGUUGAUCAUUAGUGACAUUAAACAGACUUUCACUGACUAACCAAUUCAAAUAAAGGUAAUAAUGGAAGCAAAAAAUGAUGGUAAAGUGCAACCAGAAAAAAAGGCCUUUCUCACUUAAUCAUCUGUUGAUCUUCAGUUUGCUUCCAAUCUCAUUUGACCAGAAAAUUUAAUUCUAUUUUCACAAUACAACCUUUAUUUUAGACUCAAAAAUUCUGGUGUUUUUUCAAUUUCAUGUCGAGUGUUUAUUUUGUUGCUUUUGUUGGGUUUGUUAGUGUAGGGUUUAUGAUACAAGGAGAAAUGGCUAUUUAAUGGACUUGAAUUUUCAAUCUUUGACCAAUCCAAGAUGCACUUGUUUAAAAAUAGGUGAAGAUGAAAAUCUCUGUAAUCACUGUUUUAUAAGAUUCAAAAAUUGAAAUUGAUUUUUUCAAGCUUAGUUUUUGAUUAAAAUUUGUAUUUCAAUCAAAACCACUCAAGUGACAUCUUCAUUUUAAUUUGUUAACUAAAAUGUGCUCCUAAAAAUUGGUCAAGUUGAAAAUGAAGUGAAACUUGUUGCUUUUACGGUUACUUGAGUAAUAAAGUGCCAAUAAACAAUGAACAAUUGAUGAGAUUUUUUAAAAUUUCAAGUGCCUUGAAAAGAGGGUGACCUUUCGGUCUUGUGCUAUUAAAGAUUUAUAAACUAAAACUGCUAUUGUGAAGUGCUUUUGUUGUAACCUGUAAUGAUACUUGUUGACAUUCAAGAUGCUUUUUGAAAUGUUUGUGCCUUAUAAAUGACCGUUAUUAUUGUUUGAAUCCAGCUUACACGGUGACCAUUGAAUCUAAAUUUAAAUCAACUGUAUUACUUUUUUAAAAAUCAGAUCUCGAAGCGUUAUUACUUGAAUCAAGUCACAAAAGAUCGCCAAAAACCGUAAUAGCAAAAAAUGGAACCUCACGAAACUCAUUAAGUGGUGAUAAUGAAAGUACAGUAACACGUUCAUCAGAAGUUAAUGGUUCAACGAUACCGAUUACUGAAAAUGAAGCAAACGAUGAGAACCAAAAUAGUCAAGUUACAGUCUCGUCAGCCUCAUCAGCUUCAUCGACAUUCAUACCAACAUCAUCUGUUGCUCCCAGUUCAAGUUCAAAUUCAUUGAGUGAAAUGUUACCAGAGGCUGGAAGUAAAAAGGUUGAUUUUGAUGAUUAUCUUGGAAUGGUUCCAGACUAUGAUGCUGAAUAUGACAGCAUAGAGAGUAGACUUGCUCCAAUAUCAAUAAGUGCUCGAGAGGAAGCCGCUUCAAAUGGACCAGAUAAUCUACCAGGUUAUCCACCACCCAAUGGAACUGCCUUGGACCAGUUGCACCAACAUGAUAGUGCUGACUUAGCUGCUGAUGGAGCUGGAUUCAUAUUUGAAUCGCCAGCUAUUGUCAAAAGUACUUCUUCGUCGUCUCCCUCUUCCUCACUCUCGUCUCCUACUUCAUCUUCCGAUUCAUCUAUAUCAGCUCCAUCAUCUUCGUCCUCUUCACCUUCAUCAUCGCUACCGAAACCAGCUUACGGUACAAGGACAAGCUUACGAAACCCACUGCCAAAUAAAUCGCAUUCUCGGCUGUCAUUAUACAACUCUCCGAACCAGGACUCAUAUCCAAUAUUGAGUCAAUCUCCGUCUUUCGCGGAAGCACCUUCAUCUGCUCUUAAAACUUUCAAUCCUCAACCUUUGUCAAAGUUAGCUCAACAACAAAUUGUCACAACUCCAUCUUUGACUUUAUCCAAAUCAAGAUCAAAAUUAGCUAGCAUAGCGGCACGCGCGGAUGCCAUUUCAAAACAAGCUGCUUCCCAUCAAAGGCAUAGUUUGCUUCAAAGUCAAACUCCUAUUAUUGAUUAUAAUUCACCUUUAAUAACACAUCUUCUCCGAUCAGCACAACACCAAGAAAGUGCUUUAGGGUUGCCUGGGUUUACACAUCAACGUCUUCCUACCAUCAGAAUCACACCAGAAUCAGAAACAUAUGCAAAUCCAUUAUUAGCGCAUACUCUAUCUUCAAAUUUGGCAGCUAAUUUUGGUAAUAUUGCCGCUGCAAAAUCAAAUUUGGGUGAUUAUCAUGCACGAACGCCGGCAUCUCCCAUUUUCAGCAGUACACACUUUGGAAUGCCUGCUAUAAGGUCAAAAAGAUCAACUGAUAGUGAAGAUCAAAGUGAAACAGAAACACAAAAACCAGGAAUUGAAAAUAUUUUACCUUUAGAACACAAUGAAGAUGAUAAGAAGAUGGAUCAAAAUAAUAAUAAACAUUCUGAAGGAGAAAAUCUCGAUAAUGGCGAGAAAAAAAAUCUAUCAUCAAAUUCAAAUGACACUAAUGGAAAUGACAAUGAUUUAUUGAAAUCAGAAGCUUCCGGAUACUUUGCCUUUGACGAUGAGGACCCUGAACUAGCAUCAUUAUUUAACUUGGACAACUCAUUUGAUAAACCAUCUCCUAUGAAGACACCAUUCUCGCUUACUUCGUCCGAUAGAAGAUCACGAAAACGAAGGCCACAAACCUAUUUUCCUGCUACCGCACAGACUACAAAACAAAAUUUUGGCAUUUUAGGAAGUGGAAAUUUCGAGAUAAUCAGAGGUGGAAUAUAUUCCGAGGAUGAAGUCAAAAGUGGAAGUGAUACUCAUUAUGCACGAGGAAUGUCUGAAACAGUUAAAUCGUCUAACAGUGAUUUCGAUGAUUACAAUGAUGGUUCCCUCAGUUCAAAGGUUCCUUAUUCAACGGAAGAAUAUUUUUCUAAUAAUCCGGUUCUUGGUUUCCAAGGUUAUGAUAAUUUCAAGGCAGCGUCCAAUCAGCAAAAAACUAUUGGUCCAAACGAAUCACGCCGUGAAUCAACUGCUUCAGAUUCCUCGGAAAAUCUUCAUGUAUUUGUCGAUCAUGAGCUGAUGGCCGCAUCAUAAUUAUUGCCAACCCUUAUCAAAAUUAUAUUUUUUGAUUCUGUGAAAAAUGAAACACAAAUUUUCUUCAAUUUUUCAUUGCACAAACAAACAAGGCCAACAUCAAGGAAACUUAAAAUUGAAGUAAUGUUAAAACGUUGUAUAAUUUACUCAGCGAUACAAGCAACUUUUAUCGUCUGGUCGUCUAUUUUGAUACUUAAUUGCAAAUACUAAUUGAAAUAAAUAACAAUCUUAAAGUGUUUAACACAGAGAUUUGUAUUUAAUAUAAACACUUUUCAAAAUA
Molecule: messenger RNA, 3688 nt
Organism: Tetranychus urticae (two-spotted spider mite)
Lineage: Eukaryota; Metazoa; Arthropoda; Arachnida; Trombidiformes; Tetranychidae
Source: RefSeq, a predicted model, not a curated record